This is a messenger RNA of Pseudoliparis swirei, 7659 nucleotides long. It is a transcript of the gene rc3h2, whose product is annotated as ring finger and CCCH-type domains 2. Gene Ontology annotation, molecular function: metal ion binding. The transcript is spliced from 20 exons. Bases 503 to 3958 code for a protein of 1151 amino acids. The record is from RefSeq and is a predicted model, not a curated record. NCBI's taxonomy places the organism in Eukaryota, Metazoa, Chordata, Actinopteri, Perciformes, Liparidae.
CAUAUCUGUAUGGUGCCAGGGACUGCAGGGUCUAUAAACAACCCCGGGUGUAGCAGUUGCUCAGAGUAGGAACAGGUGGCUGCCAACGUGACUACAGCCAGUUGCCCAAGAUUUUGCGCCACUCCCUAAUCCCUCCACAGAGAAAGGGAUUCCGGCUCACGCGCCAAGAUAAAACUCCAUUCUUACAUCGCCUCUAAACUCGCCACUGAAGCCGUGUCAUCACGUGAGCGCGACCUGACUCGUCCUCUGGCGGUGCUCAGUCCGUUUAGGGGCCACAAUAGCCCGUAAUCGGUGUUAUAUUUGGGCUCCUCGCAGAAGGAAAUAUGACGCGCGAGGACAGAGCGGAGCUGUGCACGCGGCCAGGGGGCUUCCUCGGGGACCGUGCUCUGCGGGCAGCGUGGGAGUCAUCGUCGGCACUGGCGAGCAGGAGCUGUUGUCGGGGCUCGUUGGCAUGCAUUCCCCCUGAGUUCGCCGACGCCUCCCUCGGUGGUGUGGUGGCAGGAUGCCAGUGCAGGCGGCCCAGUGGACUGAGUUUCUGUCCUGUCCCAUCUGCUACAAUGAGUUCGACAGCAGCGGCCACCAGCCCAUCAGCCUGGGCUGCUCCCACACGGUGUGUAAGACCUGCCUCCACAAACUGCACCGCAAGGCCUGCCCCUUCGACCAGACACCAAUCAGCACCGAUAUCGACCUGCUGCCGGUCAACUGUGCCCUGCUGCAGCUGGUGGGGGCUCAGGUCCCAUAUGUGCAACAGGUGAGCCUGAGCAGCGCAGCAGAAGUUGAGAACUACGAGGUGUGCAAGGUGUGCGUGGAAGAGCUGGCUCUCUACCUAAAACCUAUCAGCGGAGCAAAAGGUGUGGCGACUCUGAGUCCGAGCGUGCUCAGUCGGCCCAUGCAGAGGAAGCUGGUGACCUUGGUGAACUGCCAGCUGGUGGAGGAAGAGGGCCGUGUGCGGGCGGUGCGGGCGGGACGGUCGCUGGGGGAACGAACCAUAACCGAGCUCAUCCUGCAGCACCAGAACCCACAGCAGCUCUCUGCCAACCUGUGGGCAGCGGUGAGGGCGCGGGGCUGCCAGUUCCUGGGACCCGCUAUGCAGGAAGAUGCUCUGAAGCUAGUUUUACUGGCUCUGGAGGACGGCUCAGCCUUGUCCAGGAAGGUGUUGGUUUUGUUCGUGGUCCAAAAGCUCGAGGCUCGGUUCCCCCAGGCCUCCAAAACCAGCAUAGGACACGUGGUGCAGCUUCUCUACAGGGCCUCCUGCUUCAAGGUCACUAAGCGGGAUGAAGACUCCUCACUGAUGCAGCUGAAGGAAGAGUUUCGAACAUACGAGGCUCUCCGGAGAGAACACGAUGCUCAGAUCGUCCACAUUGCCAUGGAGGCCGGCCUACGAAUUUCCCCCGAGCAGUGGUCUUCUCUGCUGUACGGAGACCUGGUCCACAAGUCACAUAUGCAGUCUAUUAUCGACAAGUUGCAGUCUCCAGAGUCGUUUGCGAAGAGCGUUCAAGAGCUAACGAUCGUUCUGCAGAGGACGGGAGACCCUGCCAACCUCACAAGCCUUAGACCACAUCUAGAGCUCCUCGCCAACAUAGACCACAACACAGAUGCCCCGGCACCAUCAUGGGAGGAGCUGGAAAGUGUGAUGCUGGCUGUGAAGUUGGUGGUUCAUGGACUAGUGGAAUUCAUCCAGAACUUCAGCAAGAAGAGCCACGAUGCUCCGCAGCCUCAGGCCAACAGCAAGUACAAGACCAGCAUGUGUCGAGACCUUCGUCAGCAAGGAGGCUGUCCGAGAGGAACCAACUGUACCUUUGCACACACACAGGAUGAGCUCGAGAAAUUUAGACUGAGAAACAAGAAGAGCAGCAGCGUGGGCCGCACUUUCCCGUUAGCACCGGGGGUUAUGGGUAAAACCUUCACCAUGGAGGGAAGCAUCCACACAGAUGUGUCGACAGACAUGGGUCAGGGCCUCAAUGGCACAGGGGAGGACACAGACUCCCUGACAGAGGGAGUGUCCAGCCUGACUCACCCACAACUCAUGUCCAGAGGGGCUGACAUGAUGGAGGAAAUGAGUAGAGCGGCGCCAAAUGUAUCCAACGAGGCGAACGGAUCCAACGGGCUAUCUACCCGAAACACAUCUGGGUCAACUGAACAGAAGCCCAUCUCACCCUCCAGGACCCCAGUCAACCACUCCUCAGCGUCAUCUCCCUUGACAACGGUUGGGCGGGGUGAUGUGGGCGCUCCCAUGCCCAAACAUAGUCAGUUCAUGCUGCGUGCACCACAUCCUUCUCAGCCGUCAGAGCUGUACUAUCAGGAGCCCCACUCUGCAUAUGAAACGCCCCAUUAUCAACCAGCCUCAGGUUCGUACUACCAAUCGACUUUUCAUCCUCCUCAAAAACCCUGCAUGGCUCGCUUCCUUCGAUCCUCCAACGUCCCAGAAUCCUCUCUGCCGCCCUCCUCCUACCUUAGUGACCCUCAAGCGUCGCACCCACCUUCCUCCUCUCUAUCGGGGUACCCGCCACACCCGCCUAGAGAUCGGAUGGGAGCUCCUGCCUUCCAUCACCACCCGGGGCAGCCUCAAUAUGGGCCUCUGGCUCCGGCUCAUGGUGUUUAUGCCCCCCUCUACGACAGCAGGAGAGUAUGGAGGCCUCAGCUGUACCACAGAGAGGAUGCCAGGAGUAACUCACUGCCUCCAGAGGUGCUGCAGUCCUCCGUCUACCAGCCUCCACUCAGGGAGAGAUUCAACUCUCUAGACAGUAACUACUGCUCUGGAGCUGAACACCGUGCAGGCCUACACAGGGAUUACGGCCGUGUUCCUCUCGGCUACGAGGAUCUGUUCAGAAGGAAGCAGGAACAGUGGGCUCACCAUCACCACCAUCACAACACCAACAGGCCCUCCCAGUCCUCCCCGAUCUUCACCAUCGAUUUUGCAACUGAGCAUGUGGAGAGCAGUGGAGGCCAGUGUGUGGGGUGCAGGUUCAGAGGCGAGGAAAGCUUAGCACACUACUCCCCGUGGUCCUGUGGUACCAUCGGCCACUGUCUCAGCCCCUUUGAGCCCGAAAUGCUCGCGCACACCUCAACUCACUCCUGCUCAGAGCACUCGGAGUUAGACAGCAAUGGCGGUGGAGGAGGAGGUGGAGUCAGUGGCAGCGGGAAUGGCGUCGGGAAGCGAUGGCUCCAUUCAUUGGAUCAUUACCGGCGCUUGAAAGACGAGGACCCGAUCAUUCCCUUUAGUGAGGGGCCCAUUAUCUCCAAGUGGGGUGCCAUAUCCAGGGCAUCUCGCACGGGCUACCACACCACCGACCCUAUCCAAGCCACGGCCUGCCAGGGCAACGCCAAUACGACACCCAUCAACUUUAAAGAUUAUAACCACCACUUGGAUCACAGCGACUACAGGUGGAGCUCCAGAGGAUCCGACUCCUCCAGUCACUCCAGUUUCCUAGAGAGUGAGCAGCUCUGUGCAUCAGCGCUUCACUGCCGUCGAACUUCGAUAAGCAGCGGUGAGAAACUUGUGUCAGAUCUGCAAGCCCUUCAGACCGCCGCCUACCGCCGGGAUCGGGGCCGGGCCGAAAGCGAACCGGACCCGGAACGAGACAUCGAGCUCGAACUGUGCGCCCUCGACUUGGAGGUUUCAGACCAGCAGGAGAUCAAGUCUCAGGAGUCUUUAGACCUGGCCACCCUGCAGUCUCAGGAUGCGUCCCACCUCCUCCCAUCACUCUGCUCCUCUCCCCUCCUCUCCUCUCCUGUGGAGGAGCAUCCCCACACAGAGGGUCCCAUGACAGAAAAGAUGGACGCUCACCUGCUGAAAAAGAUGGCCUUCAGGAAGUCUCUGUCUCCUGGAGGGUUGGUCUCAGGAGGUCUCGGCGUUGGCAGGCUUGUGCUGCGUACUGGACCUCCUCUACUGGGGAACACAUCGACCCGGGCUUGUCCGGAAACGCCCGGGACAGAGAUGCUGCUGAAUGGAAGCUAAGGGGACACAAAGAUAGACUGACCUGCGCUAAGUUAGAGCUGCGUUGCUUUCCCACAACCAGAUCCUGGUUGAGGGGAAUACCAUUUAAUUCCAGCCUAUAUGUCAAUCAUAUGCCUAAAUACAACUAGACAAAUAUGGGUCAGCAGUCUGUGCUGCGUUGUAAGGGGCCAGAGGAAACACAUUGUCCUGUCUCCAAUGGACAGCUCCACACACAAUUUAGUGAUUCACUGUCUAACCCAAAAAAAACCAUGAGGAGUUUUCCCGAACUGUAGAUUGCAUCUUAGUUGUGAGAUUCUCACAUCAUCUAGUUUGUUGUCAUUCAACACAGCUGACAUAGGUGCCACUUUUCAUGCCACUUCUUUAGGUUUUCGUGACUCCUUUUUUGACUUUCUUUUCCUUUAGUUAUUCUUUCGUGACAGCCAAGAAGAUCCUAACAUACCGAACUCUGUCUGGGUCCCGAUACUGAGUGUGUAAUUGCUCUCAAGCUUGUGUCUGUUUACCCCAGGGCAGGCGAUGGUGAAGUGACACUUCGCUAUCCAAAGCUACAUUCAACAAAAACAGUGAUUAUCUUCUACUUUUUGUCACCUUUUCAAUACUUGACAGUUAGUUUCCAUGUCUUGCUAUCUCAUUACAUGUUCCAUGGUAAUGUCCUCACCCGAUUUAGUCGAUGGCUUUUGCUGUAUUUUUGCGGAAACAUUUUCAGAAGUACCCCUCGAAAAAAUUAAGAGAUAGCCAUUAGCAAGGCACUCCCAACAUCUUAGAAAUAUUAAAACAGCAUAAAACAGAGGUCUUCACGAUGCCGAUACUAAAACAAGCUCUAUCUUUUCAGAGUCGUAUGUUGACCUUCGACUGUCAUGAGAUCACAGAAGCCAAUGGCACAGCCGUGAACUGAAUGUGUUCAUGGUCAUUGAUCCCUGGAGGUCAGGAGGGAUGACAACACAACUAAGAUGUGUGUAUUCCUUUUUUCCCCCCAUACCAUACUAGCAUUAUUUUAUUCUUAGGGUGACUACUACUGCAUAACUAAAUAAUACCAAAGGAAAUGUUGUGUUCAGCUGCAGCUGGAGCUGCUUUAGUAGAUUUCUACACAAGCCACCUAAAGCUACAAUCAAUCUUUAACAACUUUAGUUUUAUCUUUGUGUGUCUGUCGUGGUUCAUGCAUUUAAUCCUGCUGACUGUAAACUAGGAACAGUCUCACCGCUCUCUCUCUCACACACACACACACACACACACACAGUGCACGUGUGCUGUCACUCACACACACUAGACACACACAUACAACACAGUGGCCUUCCUCUUUGUGUUAUUCAGACAUUGUCCUGUUUCAGAGGUGUAAGCCUUGUCUAUGCUUUCCAGUUCGGUCAUCUCUACGUACAAUGUCAACAAUAUUCAGAGGUCACGCGUGAUGCUCAAGCUGAAGCCUACAAAAGUGAGGGACACCACUUCGCCCCUGUCUUUGUUUCACUUUUUCAAAAUGUUUGGUUUCUUUUAUUUGAUGCAUUGCUAACUUCUGUGAAGUUGUAUGUUGGGGUAUUUUGUAUUAGGGUCUUUGUUACUCUUGUUUUGUUUGCUACAUAAUUAAUUGUCUUGUCUUAUGUCCCUUGGCUGUGUAGUUCACUGUAACUGUGUGCAGUAUGGGUGAUUUCCAUACAGCCCAGCUUUGCUUCACUUCCUUUUAUAGAUAUGAGGCAUUCUGUCAUAUGUGGCUUUGUCUUAAUGACUUUAAUAAAUAACGUGAAAACAUUAACUCAUUUUGAAUGUACAGGAUUUAAAGUCAUGAGUUUGUUUACACCCUAUUCUGAAUCUUAUGAGAUUUGUGUAGAAUGAGAAGAGGAUGGCUGACUAAUAUUUGAAUCUUUACAGCUUCCUCCAUCAUUUCCUCUCACCUAAGCUACUGUACCUACUCCAAAAAGUAUCCUCUCAUACAGAUAAUACAUUAAAUCCCAUUUUAGAGGAUGGCAAAACGGCUGUGCAAGUUAAAACAUUAUGUAAUCUGAAUAAAUAAAUGGACCGGUAACCCUUUUGGGGGUUCUCUUUUCCACCAACACCGCAGGCAGACAAAGUGAUUGAAAAAUGAAAUGUAAUAAUCUUUAGAAAAGUCUCCAAAUGUUUGGUGAGGUUGAUUAAUGAGGUGAGAAAGGAAAAAGCUGGAACAGGAAUUUCGCUGCCGCAAGUCAUGAGCUCAGCUACCUACUGUCGCUCUGCAUCUGUUUACAACUUCAGCUUUGAAGUCACGUAACGUUAAGUGCCAUGUUGUGUACAGUACAGUAUAACCAAUCCCUGCAAUUGUCCUACAGCUUUUCAUAUUCCUCAACUGUAAACUGUGCGAGGAGGUAAAAGCUCAGUCUCGUUGAGUAGUGAGAUACUGAUGCAGUUCUGCUUUGCUCCACGAGAGGGGGCUAGAGACGUGUCCGUCUGAAUCGCUCAGGAAAGACUUAAGUUGCUCAGCUACUUUUUCUAUAUCCAUUACUUAAAUAUGUUGUGGAAGUAUUUACCUGAAUUUCACUUGGUGAAAACUGACCCCUUAAAGGGUUAGAGAUUAUAUUGUUUGCCAAUGUUUACUUUGCCAGUGUUUUCUUUUGCCUCUUAGUAUCAAUAUUGGCUUUGCUAUUCCUGUUUCCAUGGGAAAGGGCUGGGCACUACUGUAUGUACACGCAGUAUUGUGAGUAUUGCACUAACAUCAAUGUGAUACUCCCUGUUUCCUAUCACUUCUGUAGUGGCCAAUUGCACUGCACUGAUUCCUACCCCAUCACUGCCCUUCCUCCCUGCAUCCUGCGUCAUGCAUGCGAUAUAGUCUCUCUUGUGAUGACGGAGGAGUAUUGAUGAUUCUGUAGUUGUGAUACAACACGCUGUAAGAGUUCUGCACAUGCCCACUGUGUGGCCACGUCAAGUGCUGAAGUUUGUUUGCAGCAUUUUAACUGUUUGUUCAUGAAAAUUAAUUCUUGUUUGAUAGAGAUUAUAUUAUAUACUACUAUUGUUAUUGCCACAUUGGGUUGUUGUUGUGGUAUUUUUCCUCCUCGGUAUAUUCUAAGACAUCUGCUUUGUUUUGAAUUUGAGAAUUUGCUCAAAACUGUUUUUUAUUAAGCAAGAAAGUUACUCAUUAUUCUAUAUUAUAUCGGAAAAAGCCUGUUUGUUGAUUGUGAUACAUAUGAUAAACUGAUGUUUUCUGACUAUUCAUGUCUGUAUUAGACAUUUUAUUUGCGAAUCUAUUGUUCGAUUGAAAUGUAAAUGAAUUAUUAAGAGAUGGUACACAUCUGUCAUUGUAUACAGUCUGUCACCAUCAUUAGAUGGACUUAUAGUAUAGAUGGUCAUUCAUACAACCUGUGAUUACCAGAUAUAUUUAAAUGUUGGGGCAGUUUUGUAACAUUUCAGAAUGAGGAAUAUAAAUUCCUUAAGAGACAGCAUACUUAAAAUGUCCCCAUACUGAAUAAUACUGUUACGUAUUCCAUUUAUUUCCUUGGAAAUAUCAUAUUGUGAAAGGUUCCCUUUUACCGUCUUUACGGUAAUGCAGGACUGGAGUAUGUCAAACUUAUGAUGAUACUGAUGUGUGUGCUAUUGAUGUGUGUUUGACUGACUGACUACAUCUUCUGGCUCGUUCACCUGUCAGACAGACAGCUUGGCUAAGCAGUAUACACUGAGAGAUGGAAUUAUGAAAAGGCACUGGAAAUUGCAUGCCACAAUAAAUCAACAGCAAAUUACAUUUC